AGGUGGAGGUUGAAGUUAAUGAUUCCCUGAUGAGGUUUUUUGAUCACUGUGCCAAGUUUGUGGCCUUGGUGGAGGAGAACGAUGCAGCCAUGCACCAGGUGAAUGCCUUCAAAGAGGGGCCAGAGAUGAAGAAGGUCUUGGAGAAGGUUGCAAGUGCCUUGUGUUUGCCUGUGGAGGACCUAAAUGCAGAUCUUGUUCAAGUGGCUUUUCUCACCUGCUCAUAUGAAUUGGCUAUAAAAAAUGUGACUUCCCCAUGGUGUUCACUCUUCAGUGAAGAAGAUGCCAAGGUACUGGAAUACCUGAAUGACCUGAAGCAAUACUGGAAGAGAGGAUAUGGCUAUGACAUCAAUAGUCGCUCCAGCUGCAUUUUAUUCCAAGAUAUCUUCCAGCAUUUGGACAAAGCAGUGGAAGAAAGCAAAAGUUCGAAACCCAUUUCUUCACCUCUGAUUGUCCAAGUUGGGCAUGCAGAGACUCUUCAGCCACUGCUUGCCCUGAUGGGUUACUUCAAAGAUGCUGAACCUCUCAUGGCCAACAACUACGCCAAGCAGGAGCACCGGAAAUUCCGCAGCGGCCGCAUCGUGCCUUACGCAGCCAACCUUGUGUUUGUGCUCUACCACUGUGACCAAGGGAACACCUCCAAGGAGGAGUACCAAGUGCAGAUGCUGCUUAAUGAACAGCUGAUGUUGUUCCAGCAUUCCAAUGAAACCAUCUCUACCUAUGCCGACUUAAAGGACUACUACAAGGACAUCCUGGAAAACUGCCACUUCCAAGAGGAGUGUGAAUUGCCCAAACUGAAUGCUACUGCUGUGGAUGAACUUUGA
This is a messenger RNA of Acanthisitta chloris (rifleman), 821 nucleotides long. It is a transcript of the gene MINPP1, whose product is annotated as multiple inositol-polyphosphate phosphatase 1. Gene Ontology annotation, molecular function: acid phosphatase activity; inositol phosphate phosphatase activity. Lineage: Eukaryota; Metazoa; Chordata; Aves; Passeriformes; Acanthisittidae. The record is from RefSeq and is a predicted model, not a curated record. The annotation marks the transcript as partial. The transcript has 4 exons.